AUGAGCCGGCGGCAGCAGGCGCGGGGCAGCUGGGGGGCCCCCAGCACCGCGGGGAGGGGCGGAGGCGGCGGCCGGGGAAAGGGUGCGAACCACCUCCCGGACAGGUGGAAAGAUUACCUCCCAGUUGGACAGCGGAUGCCUGGGACACGUUUCAUUGCUUUUAAAGUUCCUUUAAAAAAGAGUUUUGAAGAAAAACUUGCUCCAGAAGAACGCUUUUCCCCAUUGGAUCUUGUUAACAAAAUAAGAGAACAGAAUGAAGAGCUUGGUUUGAUCAUCGAUUUAACAUAUACACAGCGCUAUUAUAAACCAGAAGAGUUGCCAGAGGCUCUUCCUUACUUAAAGAUUUUUACUGUUGGACACCAGGUGCCUGAUGAUGACACAAUUUUUAAAUUCAAAUGUGCCGUGAACAAAUUCUUGAAAGAAAACCAAGAUAAUGACAAACUUAUUGGAGUCCACUGUACACAUGGUUUAAACAGAACAGGAUAUCUUGUUUGCCGGUAUUUGAUUGAUGUUGAAGGCAUGAAACCAAAUGAUGCAAUAGAGUUGUUCAAUAGAUGUCGAGGACAUGCUAUAGAAAGGCAAAAUUACAUUGAUGACCUCCGGCAUGGACCAAUCAGAAAGAAUGAUGGUACUUUAAGGUCAGAACAUUUUGAAGAAUCAUUUAUUAAGAGGAGAAACUUUUACAACACCCAUGAAACUGAUUAUCACGGACCUAGACGGACCUUCCAUUGGUCCCGAGACUUCCGCUCCCAGCCCCAAGACGACUUCCAUUACCAGGCUCAGGAGUUCCAUUCUCAACCCAGAGACUUUAGAUCCCAUCGUCGAGAGUUCCACUCACAGCCCCGAGAUUUCUACCAGUCAUCCAGGAAAAACCAAUACAGACGGAAUUAUUCUUGCCAAAAUGUGGGAAGCCAUCCCCCUUUGCCUCCUCCAGGCCCACCUAGAGAGGACUAUUCUCAGAGCAGAUAUACUUGGAAUCUAAAACCCAACUAUAACCUCCCUCCUUGGAACAAAAGACAGAAACUUAACAGUUAUAAUGGACCAUAUUUUUCAGACCAGUGGGGAACAGAUAGACAACCACAGAUAUGUAGAAAUCAAAUGGGAGAAAAUAGUUGGCAUGACGUUUAGUCAGGCCAAAUCCAGGGAGGGUUGCCAUCUAUUUCAUUGCUUUCCCAGGCAAGCAUAGGGAGAAAUUGUAUUUUUGACCACUUUGCUGAUCGGGUUGAAGUGUGUUUGAUGGUGAGUUUUUUAAAAUCCCAAGUCAUACCUGAAAUUUUUAAAACAAGAUGGUAUUUUAGAUUUUGGCCAGUGAGCAAAGAGCCUCCACUGCAGAUUACCAAAAAUUAACAUGCAUAUCUAGAUUUGCCAGUUAAACUGUUUUUGUUGCUUUAUUAUUUUGUUGACAUUUUUAAGUGGCCUUCAUUAUGUUAGUUAUUGGCCUAUUGUUGCUAACACCAUUUUUCUUAUUAUGUUUAGAAUUAAGAUUACAACCUGCCUAGGAGACAGUCUCUUUAGAUUUAGGCCUGUGGUGGGUGUUCUUACAGGGCCUUCUAGAGUGGGUGCUCUGAGUUGGUGGUGCCCAAGGGCUAGGGCUAGGGCCUAGGCAGACAACUCCGGGAAUGUGAUGUGAUUUUUUUACCUAAAGAAAUUCAGGUUCUCAUGCCUGGGUUUGUGCUAACCACACCUGUUAGUAAGAGCAAAAUGAACUAAAUUGCCAGUUUAUAGGAGAAAAUAGACCUCCUAACAUAACUGACAUCUGCCAUUGGCAUGGGACAGCAGCAGUGUGGUGCACUGGUCUUGUCAAGAAGACCUGAGUUCAAAUCCAGGUCAAGUACUUGAUGGUUUUUUGACCCUUGACAAUCACCUAAGUUCCUUGGGCCUCUGUUUCCUUAUCUUUAAAAUGAGAGGUUGGGAAUCAGUGACUUCCACAGACCCUUCUAGCUCUGAACUUGUGGUCCUAGUGGGUCAACUUACACACGUAACAAUUAUAAACCAUAAGAUUCUUUGUCAAAGAGGAAAAAGAAAUCAGAAAGGGAAAUGAGAGACCCAAAAGGAUACUUCUAUCACUUAGUCUAAUCUAGCCUCAUGCUCUUCUCUACUCCAGGAAGCAUCCUGGUGGCAACUUCUUUUCUCUGGGGCUCUCUCCUCUUUACCUGUUCUUAGUCAGUCACCCAGCACUGCCAAGCUUGGGGCCAGGCUUUCAUUCUGAAUUGGUGGCUUCGGGAUGACAUUUAAGGAGGGCUCCGGCCUCAUCAGUAGCUCAUCGAUUGCUUCUAUGGAGUCUGAGGCCCAGUACUGGUCCAUCCACUUGAGCUUGUGUGACCUUGGGCGAGUCGUGGGCUGUUAGACGGAUAGAUGGAAGGGUCCUUGCAAGCCACUUUGGCCAAGGACACAUGGAGAGUAAUCAUCAAAGGGGGUUUUUGAACCCAGGUCCUCGAAGUCUGCAGCCAGUGCUUGCUUAUUCCACUGGGCCAAGCUGCCUCCCACUCCUCUAACUUCCAGACCCCUUUGCCCUUUGCAAAACUGAGCUAAGGACACCUGCCCUCCCUCUCCGGUGUGUUGUGAGGCCUGAUAGCAAUCUCCUGUCCCAUUUGCUUUGUAAGUCGUUAAAGGCUCUACAGAAUGGCCACUACUGGUGUGUCCUGGCCACCCUCUUGUGGCUUCUGCAUCGGGUUUACCCUUGAGAAAGCACUUCCAUUGCAACUGCCUGUUGAAGCAUUAUGCCCACUUUAUAAGAUAAGCAAACUGAUAGUCAUUGUAAAAAAUGACCUCGGACCUUCCUACCAUCACCUCAGCCAAGAAGGAGUUUCUGUUGGGCUGCCAGUCUUGCUAGUGCUGUUGCCUCCAAAAGAAAAGCAAGUUCUGUCUUUCAGUUCCUUGCUCCAUGCCCAGUUUAUUUCCUUUCUCCCUGGCCUACAUCUGGAAGAGCUCAGAUCUUUCAGCAAUCACCUCUGCUAAUGUGCAUGGAAGUGAGCAUGCGUUCAGUCUCGCACUUGUGCUCAAGAAAUCACCUGCAUAAGCCCAGGAGAGAGGGCAGAGCCACUGUGUUUUCACAUGUGGAGUCAGCUCUUCACUAAGCAGCAUCCAACAGGCCUCUGCUCCAGUAUGUGUAAGUGAGCCACAGUGCCAGCCAGGCAGCACUGAAGAACCCGGCCUGGUCAAAGCUGGGCUGCUGUGAGCUUUUUGUAGUGAUGGCUACAGAAAAGGGACCUUACCCAGAAGUCCUGCUAUCCAUGCCCCUCCAGCUGUACCAAGAAAACUUGGGAGGCAAAUGAGAGCAACAAGAAAAGAGCUGAGACUCUCAUGCAGGCUCUUCAGGGAGCCCACCAAUGGCAGCCUACAAGAAGAAGAAAAGCAACAUUGCUUUUGUUGCUUUGUGAUGAGCAUACAUAAAAGUGAAAGAACUGGAAGGAAGAAACCCCAGAAGGACAAAGUGAAUGUUCAGAAAACUGAAAGUAAUUGGUGCUUUCAUUUGAGUUCUUAAAAGACCCCUGUAGAAGCCUUUUAAUUAAAGAAUCACAUUGCCAAGCUUAA
Dromiciops gliroides (monito del monte) is the source of this 3534-nucleotide messenger RNA. RefSeq names its product dual specificity phosphatase 11 (gene DUSP11). Gene Ontology annotation, molecular function: polynucleotide 5'-phosphatase activity; protein tyrosine/serine/threonine phosphatase activity. The record is from RefSeq and is a predicted model, not a curated record. Lineage: Eukaryota; Metazoa; Chordata; Mammalia; Microbiotheria; Microbiotheriidae. Gene Ontology annotation, biological process: protein dephosphorylation. The transcript is spliced from 9 exons. Bases 1 to 1128 code for a protein of 375 amino acids.